This is a messenger RNA of Aegilops tauschii subsp. strangulata, 1279 nucleotides long. RefSeq names its product annexin Gh1. Lineage: Eukaryota; Viridiplantae; Streptophyta; Magnoliopsida; Poales; Poaceae. Gene Ontology annotation, biological process: response to heat; response to water deprivation; response to cold. Gene Ontology annotation, cellular component: cytoplasm; plasma membrane. The record is from RefSeq and is a predicted model, not a curated record. Gene Ontology annotation, molecular function: calcium ion binding; phosphatidylserine binding; calcium-dependent phospholipid binding.
CCCCCCCUGCAGAAACGCGCAAUCCAUUCGUUCACUCCCCGCCCGGUCUCGAGAUCCCACAUCGCACGCACCGCGUCCGAUCCCCGGCAGGCGCCCGUUCCCGAUGGCGACGCUCAAGGUCCCCUCCAACGACCCGGCCCUCGCCGACGACUGCGACAACCUCCGCAAGGCCUUCCAAGGGUGGGGCACGAACGAGGCGCUCAUCAUCUCCAUCCUGGGCCACCGCGACGCCGCGCAGCGCCGCGCCAUCCGCAAGCACUACGCCGACACCUACGGCGAGGAGCUGCUCCGGAGCAUCACCGACGAGAUCUCCGGCGACUUCGAGAGGGCCGUGAUCCUGUGGACGCUGGACCCGGCGGAGCGGGACGCGGUGCUCGCCAACGAGACCGCCAAGAAGUGGCACCCCGGGAACCCCGUGCUGGUCGAGAUCGCCUGCGCGCGCGGCUCCAAGCAGCUCUUCGCUGCCAGGCAGGCCUACCAUGACCGCUUCAAGCGCUCGCUCGAGGAGGACGUCGCUGCACACGUCACCGGCGACUUCCGCAAGCUGUUGGUGCCACUUGUAAGCUCACACCGCUAUGAGGGACCAGAGGUCAACACAAGGUUGGCUCAUUCAGAGGCCAAAUUACUGCAUGAGAAGAUUGAGCAUAAGGCUUAUGGUGAUGAUGAGGUCAUCAGAAUUCUCACCACUAGGAGCAAAGCUCAGCUGCUUGCAACAUUCAAUAAUUACAAUGAUACAUUUGGUCACCCAAUCACUAAGGAUCUGAAGGCUGACCCCAAGGAUGAGUUCCUCAAGACCCUGCGGGCUGUUAUCCGGUGCUUCACCUGCCCUGAUAGGUACUUUGAGAAGGUGGCCAGGCUGGCCAUUGCAGGGAAUGGAACAGAUGAGAACUCCCUCACUAGGGUCAUCACCACCCGUGCCGAGGUGGACCUGAAGCUGAUCAAAGAGGCGUACCAGAAGAGGAACAGUGUUCCCCUGGAGAAGGCCGUCGCAGGCGACACUUCCGGCGACUAUGAGAGCAUGCUCCUUGCCCUCCUGGGGAAGGAGUAGGCCUUGCCCCUGUAUCCACCCCCUGUUGUCCUUCUAUAUCUCGAUCGGAGAAUAAAAACCCUGGUAUGCAAGGCCGUUGUCACGCUGGUUAGAUCUGUUGCACCUUGCAUAACAGUGAGAAUAAAAUAGAGAUGUGAUUUGCGAUGAGUUAUGGUGGUACGUUUUGUACUUAGAUGUUGUGUGAAAUGCAGAGGAGAUAUUGAAAAGUUGAGUUUUCUGUAAGCCUGAAAA